Molecule: messenger RNA, 3032 nt
Organism: Pomacea canaliculata
Lineage: Eukaryota; Metazoa; Mollusca; Gastropoda; Architaenioglossa; Ampullariidae
Product: heparan sulfate 2-O-sulfotransferase 1-like
Exons: 8
Coding region: 511-1602 (363 amino acids)
Cellular component (GO): membrane
Molecular function (GO): heparan sulfate 2-sulfotransferase activity
Source: RefSeq, a predicted model, not a curated record
GCGCAUGCGCGCUGUUCGAGUAAAGCCUGCAAGCGCCUUGAGUGCGAGCCGAGUCUGUGCUGUUGUUAGGACAGUUGUAAGCUUGGCGUCGGCGUGCGACUGGCACCUGAUUUGUGUACAAUUCCGAAAGCUGCAGCGAUUUACAAAAUGCUAGCACUUGUUUGCAGUCGUUGUAGGAUAUUUUCUCACACCACGACGAGGAAUCAUCGAUACUAACACCGAAGCGUCCCAUUCAUUGAACUUCAUUGUGGUAAACAUUACUACUCUGCUACUACUACACCCUGGUGCAACAAAACUUCCAUGGACUUUUCUUUCAGAUGCUGGCAGCUCGUCAUCUUCUGUGCGCAGGUUUCAAGGCAGCAUUGUGUUGGGAGGGUCAAGAGAGCUGCAUGGUCAGUACAGUCCAGAUGGCGAAAACUUGCGCUGUGUGACAUGGGUGUGGUGUGACGUCGUGUAAUGUGCAGCGACGGUGACAGUCGAUCGGGGUGGAUGUAGCAGCAUGAUCUGGUGAUGUUGCGGCGCGCACCCCACGGGAUGCAGGUGCGGCACAUCGCCCUCAUGCUGGUGGUCGUCGCCUUUGUGGUUGUCUUCUUCUGUUUACACCUUCUGGCUGAAGUUACGCGCCUCGACGAUGCAAGGAUAAAGCUGGAACGCGCUGUUUCCAAGCUACAACAAGACAGCAUAGACAGCUCGCGGCGCCAUCUGUCGUUCGCCGAAGAGCAGGACUCUUCCGACGGCGGCGUCGGCGGCGAGGACAUGAUUGUCAUCUACAACCGGGUGCCCAAGACGGGUAGCACGUCGUUCGCGGGCAUCGUGUACGACCUGUGCAAGAGCAACAAGUUCCACGUGGUGCACAUCAACAUGACCAAGAAUGCCAAAACCUUGGCCCUCUCCGACCAGGUGCGCUUCAUUAAUAACAUCAGUUCUUGGCAAGAGAAGAAACCGGCUUUCUACCAUGGUCACCUCGCUUUUAUAGACUUCUCUAAGUUUGGGGUCCAGAAGACACCAAUCUACAUCAACCUGAUACGAGACCCCUUGGACCGCCUGGUCUCCUACUACUAUUUCCUUCGCUACGGCGACGACUUCCGACCUUACAUGAAGAGGCGAAAGGCGGGCAACAAAGAGACUUUUGACCAAUGUGUUGAGAGAAAUGGAGAAGAUUGUGAUCCAGAAAAUCUUUGGCUUCAAAUUCCCUUCUUCUGUGGGCAUGCUAUGGAGUGCUGGGUGCCAGGCAGCCGUUGGGCUCUGGAACAAGCCAAGCAGAAUGUUCUGCUCCACUACCUGCUUGUGGGUGUGACGGAAGAACUGGGUGAUUUCAUUGCUGUGCUGGAAGCAACUCUCCCGCGAUUCUUUAAGGAUGCCACACAAAUGUUCAACAACGGCAGAAAAUCCCAUCUGCGCAGGACACUGAAAAAGUCUCCACCACUACAGGGAACCAUUGAUAAAAUUCAUGAGUCACCCAUCUGGAAAAUGGAGAAUGAGUUUUAUACUUUUGUGCUCGAACAGUUUCAUUACAUCAAGCAACAGACAUUUGAUGUUGUGGAAGGGGAAUACCUAGAAAAAGGACACAGAUAUCAAUAUGAAAAAAUACGACCGAGGUGACAGUGAUGCUGCUAAAUACAGAGCAACUGCUUCGUACGGGUCCGUGGUGCAAAUUUUAACUGGAUGACCUCCUCUGGGUCUGUGAACGUAGACAAUGCUACUGGAUGGCUAGAGACUGCACAAGAAGUCAUAACUACAUAGGUUGUGUUGGAAUUGAAAAUUAUUGUGUGCAUUACGCUGUGCAAGUGAGUGAGUGAAAGAGCAAGAGAGUGAACUUGAAGCUUUAACAUGUAAAGGCUCCCCCUGUGGUUCAUUGCCAGCAGGCCAGUCAGUGGACCAUUUAGACUGUGGCAGGCGAUGUGGUGCUGCACGAUGCUUUUCCCCAAGGCAUAAUGUCACGACGGACAAAGACAAUCCAGUUUGUCUUAGUUCAUUUGCCAAGGCAUGUCAACGUUUUUCUCGCUCAUCUGUGACAACUUUUUUUUCCGCUCACACAUGCAUCUUUUGCUCACUAGAUUAUGCAUUAGAAAGAAUUACUGGUGGGUUCUUUUUGGGGGUGAGGGGGUGGUUGUUCAUUGCUAGAAAUCACAAAUUUCUCAUGAAAUUUAAACGUACAACUUAUCUUCAUUAACUUUGUGUAAAAAUUACCAUGCUCUAGGUAUAGUUCUUCAACGGAGAUACUCUGAAUGAAAAGAGGAUAUUUUAAGGUGAUUCUUGCAUGCCUGUGAUGCAGUUCUUGUAUCAUUCCUAUUAUCUGACCUCAAAAUUGUUUUUGCAAACAGCAGCACUUUUAUGUUUAACCAGCAGGGAACAAAAACAUCUCUCAGCUGGCAGACAUCGCUCUUAUCACAAAAUGGUAAAUGUAUCUAUUUUUUUCUUCUAUAAAGGCUCAGCAAGCACUUAAAAUUGUUGCUGCAGACUUGCAUGUCCCAGUUUACCAUGUUGUAGUCUGUGUUAUGUCACAGGAACCCAAGAUUAAUCCUCUUGCAGCUAAUGUUGGCAGCCAUGCAGAUGUUUACAAGUCUUGUAAGUCGUUAUGUUUUUAUUUGAGCUUAAAUGGUUUUAAAUUUUUUUAAUGUCUUGACACUGCCUCAGUAUUAAACCUUUAUAAAUGUGAUUUGCUCAUUUCUUUGAGGAGCACUACUGCAUUUUUAAAAAAUGUGUUGCAUUUACAUCCAUUUCUUCAUUGACUGCCUGACCUUUGCCCUGUAUAAACAUUGCAGAGAAAACUGCAGUUCUUCUCAAUGACGUAUUCACAUUCAUUCUCCUCCAGCCCUUGUUCCUCACAGGGUAAAAAAAUGCUGGUGGUAUGUUCAUGUUCAUGUUUGGUCCAUGUUGUGCCACCAACUGUUGCUGUCUCCAUUUCUCAAGCUACAAGUACCUUCAGCAUUUUGUCUUCUUUGCCCAAACGUGGGCAUCCCAUGCAAGCUGUCACAAACAUUGCUUUUUUUUUUUUUUUGAACAGCAGAAUAAAGCUGUCUGUUAAUGCU